CUUAAGUGUCUAGGUGUGCCUAGUGCAUGUUAAGGCUUAACUGAUUAGUUUCCUGAAAGGGAAAUGGGGAUGGAAUAGUAUUUCACUCUUGAUUGAACCAAUUGGAAUGUGGCUAUGAGUUCUUGCCCAUAUUUGAUGUAUGUUGAAUGGUUUUUCCAUAACUUUUUAAUUCUUAAAUGUUGGAAUGAUUGUCCUUCUAUUUUAGAACUAUCCCUCUUUUUCUUCAACUUAUCUUAGAAUCUUUUUCAACUUUUGAAUUCUUAAAUGUUUGCAAAUAGCAUAUGGUUGUUUAAUAUGGGAAGGGUGGUCUAGCAAAUUAUCUUGGAAGGGCCAGAGGGUUAGUUUGUUAUAAUGAAGGUUAAGGCAGAAGAGUUGAACUUUGGAGUUGGGUGCAUUUCACCUGCUGCCAAUGGGCAGCGUGGCCACCACCAGGCCGCAUGGGGGAUUGCAGGCUGUCACCUUUAGGUUUAAUUGCAUGUAAUUUCGAACUUUAUCUCCUUUAUUUCUGAAUUUGUUAAAUUGCUUACUUGCUCCCACUGGAUCGUCAAUGAUGGUUUGUGACUUGUGAGCCAUUUUCUGAAGACCUAUAGACAGAUUACGAUGGGCCAUUUUCACAUAUUCUGUUGAGCCAUUGCUUUAAUGGAGAUGAUUUUUGCUUGAUGUGUGGAGCUCUAGAAAUAAAUGUGAAAUUUGGUAAUUUUAGGUCUCUCCCUUUUUUUUGUUUUGUUUUGUUUUAUUUUAUUAUUUUCUAAGUUUGUAAAUGGCCAUUAUUAAUUUUCUAAAAGUAGUAUAUCAAAAAUACCAAGUGUAUAAAGUUGGAAUACUAAUGCAUCCUUUGUUUGGUGAGGUGGGAUGGCUAAAAAAAAUGGUAUGGUGAGGUGAGCUGGAAUUACUCCAGGCAGUCUUGGAUGUAAUUGAGUUUGCAAAUUGAAGGAGACUAACAGUCCGUUUGGUUGGCCGGAAAUUGGAUUUCGGGGGACCUCAUUGUAUAAAGUUCACCAUUAUUU
Molecule: messenger RNA, 1007 nt
Organism: Rubroshorea leprosula
Lineage: Eukaryota; Viridiplantae; Streptophyta; Magnoliopsida; Malvales; Dipterocarpaceae
Source: the annotation of a GenBank genome assembly